Asparagus officinalis (garden asparagus) is the source of this 1026-nucleotide messenger RNA. RefSeq names its product probable 2-oxoglutarate-dependent dioxygenase AOP1.2. Bases 1 to 852 code for a protein of 283 amino acids. The record is from RefSeq and is a predicted model, not a curated record. Gene Ontology annotation, molecular function: dioxygenase activity. The transcript has 3 exons. Lineage: Eukaryota; Viridiplantae; Streptophyta; Magnoliopsida; Asparagales; Asparagaceae.
AUGGGAUCCGAUGCACCCUCGACCACCAAACUCCCCAAGAUCGACUUCUCCGGCGUCGACACGGGUAGUACGGGGGCCGGAGCGUGGUCCGUGGUCCGGGAUGAAGUGAUGGAGGCCUUGACAACGUACGGAUGCUUUGAGGCAGUGUACCCCAAGCUUAGUACUGAGCUACGUAGCUCAGUCUUGGAUAGUUUGAUCAAGGAUUUGUUUAGACUCCCGUUAGAGACUAAGCUUAGGAAUUAUUCGGACAAGGGGGGGGGCGAGAAAGUGCACGCUUUCUCAAAACAGUUAGCGGAGCUAGACCAAGCGGUGAUAAAGAUGGUGUUUGAGAGUAUGAACGCGGAGAAAUACUACGAUUCACAAAUGAACUCGACCAAAUACUUGCUCAGAGUUUCAGAGUACGGUCCUCAGGGCGAGGAGGAGGAGAAGAAGCUUGGCUUGAUUCCUCAUCGCGACAAAAACACAACAGCCAUAAUUUGCCAAAAUCAGGUGGAUGGGCUGGAAAUAGAGACCGAGGAUGGGGAAUGGUAUCCUGCGGUGCCUUCGCCUAACUCUGUCAUUGUUAUCGCUGGUGAUGCCCUUCGGGCAUGGACCAACGGCCGAGUGUACUCCCCGAUGCACCGUGUAGUGGUGGGCGGCAGCGUGAUGAGGUACUCCUCAAUCCUCUUCUCCAUCCCCAACGACGAUGUCGUGAUCCAAGCCCCGCCUGAGCUCAUCGACGCUGACCACCCGCCGCUCUUCAAGCCUUACGACUACGGCAGCUACGUACGCUACUGCUUCACUGAGGAGGGCCAGAAAGCAAACCCUCAGCUUGAUGCCUUCUGUGGUUUGAGCAAGCAACAGGAGGCUUAAUUACGUGUGAAGUCUUUCUUUGGUCGAAACCUCUAUUUGUAUCGGCUAUAUUUUAUUAUACUAGUGACGUUUAAGGCUUCGGUUCAGUGUGUUUAUGUUUAAUUUGUAUUCUGCAAGAAAUUUCAACUCUUAAACAAUUAAUUUAAACAAUAAGUGGCUUCUUAAUUGUUUUAA